AUGGCUGCCACCACAGAUGGCGCCGCUCACCAAACCUCAGCGAAAACCUCUUCCCAGGAAUCUUUGCACGAAUUCUCAGACCAUUACAACAUGGAUGACAUCGAGGACUGUCUCGACGAUGGCGUGGGGGACGAUGCAAUGCGGCGGGGCCAUACUAAAAAUGACCAAAAGGAUAUGAACCUUGUAUGCCGGGAACCAAACUCAUGGAUUGGGGCUAAUAUCAAUUGGAAUUUUGCAAGAUCUAACACUGAAGGGCUUACGAAUGGUGGCCUCGCCGGACUAUUUUGGUCAUAUAUCUGGACAUUCGUUGGGUUUGGUUUCGUGAUCUUCUCGCUUGCGGAAAUGGCCUCUAUGGCGCCAAUUUCUGGAGGACAAUACCAUUGGGUGUCUGAAUUUGCAUCAGAGAAACAUCAAAAGUUCCUGAGUUAUGUCACUGGAUGGUUGUCGGUGCUAGCAUGGCAGGCUGGUGCAGCAUCUGGAUCGUUUCUCACGGGAAACAUCAUUGAAGGCCUUAUAACUGUCAAUAAACCAGAUUAUGUAUCUACUCCUUGGAGGGGUACUCUACUUGUCUUUGCAAUGGUGGCUUUGAUAUUUUUCUUCAACAUAUGGGUGGCUCAAGGCCUGCCCAUGAUCCAGAAUAUGCUUCUUGUUGUCCAUAUCUUCGGUUUCCUUGCGGUCGUGGUUGUUUUAUGGGUCAUGGCUCCCCAUCAACCUGCUAGGGCGGUAUUUACGGAAUUUCGAAAUGGCGGAAGCUGGCCAAGUAUAGGAGUCAGCGUCAUGGUCGGGCAGAUUUCAGCCAUCUACGGAGGCCUGAGCGUUGAUGCAACCGCACACAUGGCUGAAGAAGUCAAGGACGCUGGGAGGAAUGUACCGAACGCGAUUGCUUGGGGAUACGUCGCGAAUGGAAUCCUAGCCAUCAUAUUUAUCGUCACCUAUGUCUUCUCCAUUCCGUCUGUAGACGACGCUCUGAACGACCCUUCAACAUUCCCCUUUAUCUACGUAUUCCGCAAUGCUGUGUCCACGAAGGGAGUUAACGCACUUACCAUUGUCAUCCUUGUAUUAGUAAUUGCAAGCAAUGUCUCAUUUAAUGCUUCCACAUCCCGGCAAACGUUCUCUUUCGCUCGCGACAAAGGCCUGCCGUUUUCCCGCUGGCUAUCUGACGUCCAUCCAACGAAACACAUCCCGGCCAACGCCAUAUUUGUCUCCUGUCUGAUCAGCGUACUUCUUUCGCUCAUUAAUCUGGGAUCAAGCGCCGCAUUCCAUGCCAUUAUAUCACUUAAUGUUGCUGCGCUCAUGGCGACAUACGCUGUCUCAAUUAGCUGUGUGCUCUACCUCCGUCUCACACGCCCCGAUCUGCUGCCUGAUGCGCGCUGGAGCCUGGGACCCGUAAUUGGUCCGAUUGUUAAUGGUCUUGGUCUCGCAUAUGUUCUGUUCGCCCUGUUCUGGUCAUUCUGGCCUGGAGAUCGACAUGUCACUGUGGACAAUUUCAAUUGGAGCAUAGUCAUAUUCAGCGGGGUGGUUGCUAUUAGUCUGGUAAUGUACUAUGUGCAAGGCCGGAAGACCUACACUGGUCCGGUUACCACGGUGGCAGGGAGACAUUGA
This is a messenger RNA of Histoplasma mississippiense, 1602 nucleotides long. RefSeq lists its product as hypothetical. Gene Ontology annotation, biological process: transmembrane transport. Lineage: Eukaryota; Fungi; Ascomycota; Eurotiomycetes; Onygenales; Ajellomycetaceae. The transcript has 5 exons. The record is from RefSeq and is a predicted model, not a curated record. Gene Ontology annotation, molecular function: transmembrane transporter activity. Bases 1 to 1602 code for a protein of 533 amino acids. Gene Ontology annotation, cellular component: membrane.